This is a messenger RNA of Rotaria sp. Silwood1, 564 nucleotides long. The record is from the annotation of a GenBank genome assembly. Lineage: Eukaryota; Metazoa; Rotifera; Eurotatoria; Philodinida; Philodinidae.
AUGGAAGGUAAUAAAAAUACACCUGAAGUUGUUAGUCUGAAAGAUAAUAACUCAAAGACGGACUAUGAUCAAGCAGAUUUUCCGGUUCCGGUUCCAAUCUUUACCGGAGCACCACCAUCUCUACCAUCCGGCAACUAUUCGGCAGUCCUCAAUCGACAAUCACAACUACCUCAACAACUCGCUUCACAAGAAAAACAAACAACAAAAAGAAAUGAAUACCUUGAACAAAUAUUAUUAUCAACCAUGUCAAAUCUAGAAUCACGCAUAUCGACUUCUAUUUCUUCAUUAUCAUCGCAAAUAAGCGAGAUAGAAACUAAAAUCGAUAGAUACAAUGACCAAUUAAAUACAUUAGAACAUGAUGUAUAUGAAAUAUUAAUACCAGCAAUACAAUCAAUAACUGAAAUCAUUACAACAUCUCGUCAAGGAAAAAAAGAACAAUUAACAAACAUUACUAAAUCAAUAAUAAAAAUGCGACAAAAUCGAGAACAAAAGAUAAAUCACAUAUCACGCAAUACUAAUGCAGAAUUAUCACAAUCAAUAUUUUCGAAUGUUGAUGAAUCUUAA